UAACCUCCGGGCUCCGGAGAUGGGCCUAAUCCUAUCGUUUCCCUUCUUCCUCGGGAAGUCCUAGUCCCACGUCCCUAAUCCGAAUCCUGUGGGAUACGGAGCAGAUGAGGAAUCCAAUUGCCGGCUUCCCGCAGAAACCCUAAAAUCUGGUACUACCAUUCCCAAUCCCAUCUCCCUCCGCCGCCGUCCCGGAGCCGCCGCUCGCGAGGGAUGGAUCAGAUGCAGUGCUCUAGAGCUGUGCGCGGCAGAGGCAGGAAUAAGAGGAAAUGGACAGCAGAUGAAGAUGAGGAGCUUGUCAAAGCCCUUUGUGAGGUGUCUCUUGAUCCUAGAUUUAAGGUUGAAGGAGGGGGAUUCAAGAACUGUUAUUCUCAAGGGAUAGAGGGCAUUCUUGCGCAAAGGCUACCUGGCCGCGGCAUUAAAUCCAGUCCUCAUGUCGAUUCUCGGUUGAAAGUGCUGAAGAGGAAGUAUUAUGCAAUCAAAGAUAUGUUAGCGUUGCCGGACUUCUCUUGGGACGGCACACGGAAGAUGAUCCAAUGUGAAAAAGAAUUAUAUGAUGCUCAUUGCAAAGAUCAUCCUAGAGCCAAGAGUUUGUAUGGGAUCCCAUUCCCAUAUUUUGAUACAUUUGAUGCAAUAUAUGGCAAGGACAGAACAGGCAGAGAAGAGGAGGAAGUUUCUGAUGAAGCGAUUGCUGACAUGGAGAAUGAAAAUACAGAUGAAAUGGGAGAUGAGGAUGUGGAUGACGAUGGGGUAUUGGCAGGGCCGUCUGGUCGCUCCUUGGAUGCGACCUCAAGCUUUAAGAGGCAAAAGAAAUAUAACAGUGGUGCAAAAAGGAGUAGGACUGAAUCAAACCUCCCGUCUCCAAGGAUGGUUAAGGAUGUGCAUAGUCACUUUCAGAGUGCUAUUCAACAUGUCAGCACGAUGGCAACAGCAAUGGAGCUGUUUAAGGAUGUGCACAGUCACUUUCAAAAUGUUGUUCAGCACGCCAAUGCAAUGGCUAAGGCAAUGGAGAUGUUCAAGGAUGCACAUGAUCAAUUCCAGGGCGCUGUGCAAAAUGCCAGCACUGUGGCAUCAGCCAUUGAACGGUUCAAAGAUGCACAUGAUCGUUUUCAGAAUAUCACUCAGCGUGGAAGCAUGGUAGCAGCAGUGAUGGAGUGUGGUACUGAUCAUACGCCGCAAGAGAAGUCCAUGUGUGAGGAACCCCAACAAAAGGCCAAAGUGACAGCUAUAGCUGAAAUUCAAAAGCUUGGCCUUGCUGGGAGCGAUGUGGUCUAUGCAGCAAGUAUUUUCGCAAAGGAGCCAAACCAAAUGGAGAUGUUUUUAGCACUCCCAGAAAUCUACAAGAGGGAUUACAUAGUCCAGAUGCUCAACGGUGGGCAAUCUCUCCGGUAUUAGCUGAAGCAAAAUUGGAGGGAAAAAAACUAAUUCAGUAUAGGUGUAGCAUUGUUAUUUGAACUUGUCCAUAUAAACUUGGCUAACAAAACAGGUUUGCCAUGAUUUUUUUUUACGCAAGUGUUCAGCCAAAAAUAAAAAAUAAAUAAAAUCAGUAUAGGUAUCAGCAAGUGUUCAGGGUUCUCAUUCCUGGGAACAUGAUUCCCCAUUGGUUCAUUCUUUUCCGUCAGUUCGCAUGCCUUAUCGUAGUUCCGUAUCCAUAAAAA
This is a messenger RNA of Oryza brachyantha (malo sina), 1655 nucleotides long. RefSeq lists its product as uncharacterized. The coding region runs from base 211 to 1392 and encodes 393 amino acids. Lineage: Eukaryota; Viridiplantae; Streptophyta; Magnoliopsida; Poales; Poaceae. The transcript has 4 exons. The record is from RefSeq and is a predicted model, not a curated record.